Molecule: messenger RNA, 778 nt
Organism: Dermacentor andersoni
Lineage: Eukaryota; Metazoa; Arthropoda; Arachnida; Ixodida; Ixodidae
Source: RefSeq, a predicted model, not a curated record
CAGCACAAGCCUCCACAACACGCUGCGCUGACAUCCGGUCGCCUCAUCUGAUCAGCCGCCCGAAGCGAGACACGCUGCAACCGUCAACUGCGUACGCUGCGGAGUACACGAGAACGAAGCCAUGGGCCAACUGAUGAGCUGUUGCGGUUGCAAGUGCUGCAGCCAUACCCGAGAUAGACUGCGUAGUCGACUACCGUGGCUCUUCGGAUCCGCGCAGCGACUGGAACAGGCGCCAGAGCAGCAGCGGAUCCCUGAGCAGCAGCCCCAGCAGCAACCCGAACCUGCGCAACAAGGGCUGGAGAAAGACGCCCCCGCAGCGGAAAAACCAACAUCGUUGCCGUCCGUUCCCGGGACUGCCGUCCAGAGUCCCUCAGAUUCCGAGGCAAUCGUUACGUCGUCCGUAGGCGAAACUACCGAUACUGAAGGUCUCCUCCCCACCGUCAUCUCUCCGUCGGACAGCAGUCUGACGGUCGUCUCUCCGGCGACAACGUCUUCUGAGAGCCGCGAAGGCCCUCCCGCGCAGGUGGCAAGCAGCUCGAGUGGCCUGAGCUCUACCACUCCUGAGAACGACGCCCCUUCGACCGCGACUGCAGCUGCUGGAACCGUGGAAACCCCACCUUGACCCGUCCGUCGGACUCCCCCUUGUUCGGCUGGGACCGCAGCGGCGUCGUUCCCUUCUUAUCCCUCGGCAUGCCCGACGUCGUUUAAUGUCGCGCUAUGCACCACGUCUCUUAUAUAACGUGGUUUUUAUUCCCAAUAAAGCAUUCUUUUACUUCUA